Molecule: messenger RNA, 1980 nt
Organism: Ogataea philodendri
Lineage: Eukaryota; Fungi; Ascomycota; Pichiomycetes; Pichiales; Pichiaceae
Exons: 1
Coding region: 1-1980 (659 amino acids)
Source: RefSeq, a predicted model, not a curated record
AUGGGGAAAAAGGACCCAUCCACCAAAUCCUCAGUGGAGAGGUCGCAAUCGAGCGCUUCUAUUUCGUCGUUGAUUAAGAGUCCAUUUAGGAAACAGCAGCAUGAUGAUGGGAAACAGCACAAGCUACCGCAACCGCAACCGUCAGAGAUACCUGAACCAGAACAGGUUGACCAGUCUGAAAACGGACCCACCGAAGAGUCGGACUUGACGCUGGAGGAGUAUCGCAGCAAGCUGAAAGAACAGUCUUCUACUCUUCAUGAUGAACCUGAAACAGAACAGCAGGGAAUUCUUAAUAGAUUCGGGUUCUGGGGCAAGCAACAGGACUCCUGGACAACAUGGACAAAUCCUCUAUGGCGGUCGACUGAGCAACCCAAUGACCAGCCAGAUGAGUCUGCAAAUACAGAACAAGCACCAGCAAAAGGAUGGUUCGGCUGGUCCUGGAUGGGAGCUAAUAACCAGAACUCGCACGAACAACAGUCGGCCAAAUCCAUCGAGAACGAGCGCGCAGAGAUUGCUGCUGAGCAGUUGAGCAAUUUUGGGCCCAGUCUUGCUCGGACCACCUCGUGGGCGUUUUGGAACGGCUCGCAAAACUCCAAUGGAUUGCUCAGUAUAUUUGGAACUUCUUCAGGCAACUCUCCAGUGCGAUGUGAAACGGUACCAAAGACCCAAUACGAAACACAGGAAUCGUCCUUGUCCAAACUCACAACCUCAGAAACUCCAGUGGUACCGGAACUGACCUAUAAUUACCGUGAUUUGACCAAAAAGACACAGCUCAGACUAAUCGUGUCAAAGAUUUCUCCGUUCCCGUUGGUAAAGCCAGAAACCCAUUUGUACCACGAUUCCACCUACACUCAGGAACUGCCGGUGGUGGAGACCAAGAAAGCACUAGCUAUAUCUGUGCAUGGGUUCUUGCCGUUCAAGAUGGUCAAGUCUCUCGUUGGCCAGUCAACAGGGUCCGCAGACUACAUGGCAGAAGCUACCAAAAGCAGUCUUGUCGAAUGGGGCAAUGAACAUAACGUGAACCUCGAAAUCGAGACACUGGCGCUGGACGGGAGCGGCAGAAUCCUAGAAAGAGUCAACAAUUGUUUGGUGUUACUGCUGGACAACUGGCUGGACUCGAUCUUGAACUGCGACUAUCUGUUUGUCACGUCGCAUUCGCAAACUGUCCCCGUGGCAGUCCAUAUAAUUUCGCGGUUGAUCACGGCCGGCUACGCUGACAAGAUCCAGAAGAUCGGACUGAUCAAUUUAUCCGGGAUCUGUCUGGGUCCGCAUUCUGGUCUGGACUCGAAAUUAUCUGUCAGAGCAUACUCCAAUUUUGAGAGCGAUGUGCUAAUGGAGCUUUUCGAUUUCCAAGACGAUGAAACCGCACAGAGUAAAGAGCUUGUGCGCCAUAUGGAGAUUCUAUUGCGCAAGAACGUCAAGAUCACGUUUGUCGGGUCUCUGGACGACCAGUUUGUUCCGCUGUACUCGUCGCUUUGCACCCACAUCAACCACCCCAACAUUUACCGUUGCGCGUACCUGAAACCAGACACGCCUGAUUUCAUCCGCAAGCUCGUGGAGCUUGUUCUGCUCAUGCGCAAUCUGGGUUUUGAUGACCAUGAAUUACUGGUGGAAUUGAAUACAUAUCUGCAAGGCGCACCGGGAACGGGAAGUUAUGGCGACAUUCUGCAGAACAAAAACGUUUACCGGGCUGGAAUAGCUAACACUCUGGAAACGUCAAAUUUACUUGCACAACAGGAUUUGCAAGUCCGGCCGAUCAACGUUAAAAAGUUCCAUUUUAACCAGUACCAUCUGCCAUGGUGUCUUCGGGGCUUUCUCCAGGAAACUUUGAAAUUGCGCAAUUUCCCCACAAAAACGCUACUACAAGAUCUGGUGGACGCUUAUCAAGAAUGGGACCCACAACAAAAACAACUGAAAGACUUCAAAUACACUUUGGAGAUUCUGUCCAAGUCCCCAAUCGAAGAGCUAUGUAAUGAUUAA